AACUCAAAUUAGAUAUACAUCAUUUGAAGAAUGUAGAAAAAGGUCGCACAACUAAUCAUAAAAGACAAAGAACCAAUGGAAAUUCCGUUAUUCGUCGUUCAACCAUCGUCAAAGACACAGCAUCGAAUAUUUCACUGCAAAAUCAAACAUUUACGCCUAGCGACGCUACGAAACCCUGCUACCUAUCAAACAAUGCCUUGGCCUUUUUAUUUCAAGAAAUUUCCCUACAGAUGGGUGGCGAAAAAGUUUAUAGAGUUCGGAAUCCAGGCAUAAUUUCAACUAUAAAA
This is a messenger RNA of Acanthoscelides obtectus, 287 nucleotides long. The record is from the annotation of a GenBank genome assembly. Lineage: Eukaryota; Metazoa; Arthropoda; Insecta; Coleoptera; Chrysomelidae.